This is a messenger RNA of Closterium sp. Naga37s-1, 909 nucleotides long. The record is from the annotation of a GenBank genome assembly. NCBI's taxonomy places the organism in Eukaryota, Viridiplantae, Streptophyta, Zygnematophyceae, Desmidiales, Closteriaceae.
AUGGCCUAUUCAGGCCACACCACCAUCGUCAUUCCCAAGUCGGUGUGGCCGCUGCUGGCGGGGCUGGUGGGCGAGGAGGUGCUCGUGUGGGACCUGGGCGUGCUGUACAAGGUCUACAUGGGCAUGCUCGUUGUCUUCUGCUCCAACUCCAGUAACAUAUUGGCAGGAGUGAAUGGCUUGGAGGCGGGACAGACUGCUGUCAUUGCUGCCUCGGACCUGGGCGUGCUGUACAAGGUCUACAUGGGCAUGCUCGUCGUCUUCUGCUCGAAUUCGAUUAACAUCCUGGCGGGAGUGAAUGGGCUGGAGGCUGGGCAGACUGCUGUCAUUGCUGCUGCAGUGAGUGCGGUCUUGAUUCCCUUUCCCAGGCGUGCAUCCAAACACCUGGACGUGCUCUACAAGGUCUACCAAGGAGAAAGAGAGAGGGAGGUGCUGCUCUUCAACAUCUGGCAAAUCGGCGAGCUUCCAGGCUUUAAGCUGCCACUGCAGCCGGACAUGCAACAGGCCCACCUCUUCUCCAUCUACCUCAGCCUGCCCCUCCUGGCCUGCACACUUGAACUCCUCGUCUUCAACUGGUACCCCUCUAGUGUCUUUGUGGGAGACACGUUCACCUACUUCGCUGGAAUGACGCUCGCUGUGGUCCCCCCCGCCAGCCCCCUCACGGAUCCUCUCACCUCCCCCCUUAUCUCUCUCCCAGGUACCCCUCGCAGUAUUGUCUGCCCGAAACAUCGGCUGCCCAAGUUCGUCUAUGCAACAUUUUCCCUCGUCCCUUCCCUCCCUCUGCACCCCUUCCCUCCCCAUCCUGUUCACCCCUCCCCUUGCCCCUCAUGCCGACCCUUCCUCCCAUCCCUUGUCGUCCCAUCUCAGCUCUUCAAGUUCGUGCCGUGCCCAAGACAUCGCCUGCCCAAGUGA